AUUAUGAGAUAUCUAAAAUAAUAUUUCAGCCUUACAAGUUACAAACACAACACAAGCAAAUCCACCGCUCUUAUUCUUCUUCUUCAACCUUUUUCUUUCAUUGUCUGCUCAAACACCCUUUUGUUUCUAUCUCUGUAUAUAUGUAAACGAUCCAAAGGAUUGUAGCGCUCACAAACUCAGACCUUGUUUGAUUGAGAUAUGACUCGAAAGGUGAGGAGAAAGUUGUCACAUUUGGAAAAAAAUAAGGAUAUUGUGGACAGCAAUUCAGAGACUUCAGAUGGUGGAUGUUUGAAUUUGAAAACUAUCAGUGACCUUGAUUGGACAGCCUUGCCUGAUGACACAGCUAUUCAACUCUUUUCUUAUUUGAAUUAUCGAGACCAAGCUAGCCUGUCAUCAACAUGUCGAACAUUUAGAUUAAUAGGUUCCUCUCCUUGCUUAUGGGAAUCACUCGACUUGCGGUCCCACAAGUUUGAUAUUGAGGCAGCAGCGUCACUUUCUUCUCGAUCCAAAAAUCUCCGGAAGCUUAGGUUUCGUGGGGCAGAGUCUGCUGAUGCAGUAAUCCAACUUCAAGCAAGGGGGCUUCGUGAAAUCAGUGGUGACUUCUGUAGGGAUAUCACAGAUGCUACAGUUUCAGUCAUAGCAGCACGGCAUGAGAUGCUUGAGAGUCUCCAACUCGGGCCAAAUGCAUGUGAACGAAUCAGCAGUGAUGCCAUCAAAGCAGUAGCCCUCUGCUGCCCCAACUUGAAAAGGCUUCAGCUUUCAGGUGUUAGAGAAGUUAGAAUAGAUGCUAUAAAUGCUCUGGCUAGGCACUGUGGGCAGCUAUUGGAGGUUGCAUUCAUGGAAUCAGAUUUUGUUGAUGAAGUGGCAUUGGGGAACCUGGCUUCUGUUCAAUUUCUAUCCAUUGCUGGAACAAGAAAUGUGAAAUGGGGUUUGGCCUCGCAAGUUUGGAGUAACCUACCCAAGUUGGUGGGAUUAGAUGUGUCGAGAACAGAUAUAAGUUUGAGUUCUGUCAGGAAAUUUUUGUCAUUGUCCAAAAACUUAAAAGUUUUAUUUGCCUUCAACUGCCCGGUUUUUGAAGCUGAAGUUGAUAAUGACAUGGUAUAUGUUUGUAAGGGUAAAAUAUUACUGACUGUUUUUAAUGAUAUUUUCAAGGCAGUAGCCUCGCUAUUUGUCGAUACUACUAAAAAUGGGAGUAAUGCGGUUGCUUGUUGGAGAAAAUUAAAGAUCAGGGGUAGGAGCUUGGAUGAGAAGGUCGUAUGGAUUGAAUGGGUACUCUCGCAUUCACUUUUACGUAUUGCAGAGAACAAUCCAAAGGAGCUUGAUGUUUUCUGGCUCAAGCAAGGGGCAAAAUUAUUGCUUCAUUUAUUGCAAAGUUCAGAAGAAGAUGUGCAAGAAAGAGCAGCUACUGCAAUUGCAACUUUUGUUGUCAUUGAUGAUGAAAAUGCCACCAUUGAUUCUCGAAGGGCCGAGGCAAUUGUUCAGAAUGGUGGCAUACAGUUGCUUUUGGACCAUGCAAGAUCUUGUCAAGAGGGACUUCAGUCUGAAGCAGCAAAGGCUAUAGCAAAUUUAUCUGUUGAUUCAAAAGUAGCAAAGGCUGUUGCCGAAAUUGGAGGAAUUAAGAUCCUUGCCAAUUUAGCCAGGUCAAUGAACAGAUUGGUUGCUGAAGAGGCUGCUGGGGGCUUAUGGAAUCUUUCUGUUGGAGAAGAGCACAAGGGUGCCAUCGCUGAAGCUGGUGGUAUAAAAGCUUUGGUUGACCUUAUUUUCAAAUGGCCGUCUAGCAGUGAUGGAGUUGUUGAGCGUGCAGCUGGGGCGCUGGCAAAUUUGGCGGCUGAUGACAAAUGCAGCAUGGAAGUCGCAGUGGCAGGUGGUGUCCAUGCUCUGGUGAUGCUUGCUAGAUCCUGCAAGUUUGAAGGAGUUCAAGAGCAGGCUGCCCGUGCAUUGGCAAAUUUGGCUGCUCAUGGAGAUAGCAAUAGCAAUAACGCUGCUGUUGGGCAAGAGGCUGGUGCACUAGAAGCAUUGGUCCAACUUACUUGUUCUCAACAUGAAGGUGUAAGGCAUGAGGCUGCUGGUGCUCUGUGGAAUUUAUCAUUUGAUGACAAAAAUCGGGAAGCAAUAGCAGCAGCUGGUGGCAUUGUGGCCUUGGUCUCUCUUGCGCAAUCUUGCUCAAAUUCCUCCCAAGGUCUUCAAGAAAGGGCUGCAGGUGCUCUCUGGGGACUGUCAGUGUCUGAGGCUAACAGUGUUGCUAUUGGACAAGUAGGCGGUGUAGCUCCACUUAUUGUAUUAGCACGUUCAGAUGUUACAGAUGUCCAUGAGACUGCUGCUGGUGCUCUUUGGAAUCUGGCUUUUAAUCCUGGUAAUGCACUUCGCAUAGUGGAGGAUGGAGGAGUUCCUGCCCUUGUAUGUCUGUGUACUUCAUCACUAUCAAAAAUGGCACGUUUUAUGGCUGCAUUGGCAUUGGCAUACGUGUUUGAUGGAAGAAUGGAUGAAAUUGCACCAGUGGGUCCUGGGCCUUCAUUAGAGGGUGUUUUGAAGAGUGUGAACUUAGCUACAGUUAAAAGGAUAGCCCUGAAGCAUGUUGAAGCAUUUGUGCGUUCGUUUUCUGCUUCACAAACUUUUGCCACGGUGCUAGCAUCUUCAUCCCCAACUACUAUUACGCGAGUAGCAGAAGCAGCACGCAUACCAGAAGCUGGCCUUCUGAGAUGCAGUGCGGCAGAAAUCAAAAGAUUUGUUGCCAUGUUACGGAAUCAUUCUUCUAUACUUAAGGCCUGUUCUGCUUUUGCUCUUCUCCAGUUUACCAUGCCUGGAGGACGGCAUGCAGUUCACCACACAAGUCUGUUGCAAGAUGCAGGAGCCUCAAGGACCUUACGAGCUUUGGCAGCGGCGGCAUCAGCCCCUAUUGAAACUAAAGUUUUUGCAAAGAUCGUGCUUCGGAACCUUGAACACAAGCAUUUGUGACUAGCUCUGGAAAUAGUUUUAUGAUUUCGAAUCGCAUCGCCACCACAGUUGAUAGCAUUUUCAAACUUUUGCUUGCAUGUUAUAGAUUUCCAUUGAGGUAUUCUCGGAUGUAGCACAAAAUGAAAUGAAAGUUUUGUGGAAAAGCACUUUGGUUGAAUCUUGGGGAGUCGUGGAGGUGCAGAUACAGAGCAUUGCUCUAGCUGAUUGAGUGUUGGAAGCACUCAGAGAUUGGGAGACGGCUUGUGAUCACUCCACAGCCUGCCUGCAUUCAGCUCCAUUCAGGGUUAUCCUUACAUCACAUGUGGUCUAUUUCGCUCGCAUUGGAUGUAAAGGUUCAGGGAAAGUCGAGAAAAACUCUGUACAUGUUCAGUUUUGAGUUCCUCUUAUUGUAUUUCCAGUACCCUAUCUUUAGCAUCUACUUUUCUCUAACAUUAUUGACUCGCAUAAAUCAAAAUUAUAUUUGAACAUGCAUUAUAGAACA
This is a messenger RNA of Ricinus communis (castor bean), 3436 nucleotides long. Its product is annotated as protein ARABIDILLO 1. Gene Ontology annotation, molecular function: protein binding. Lineage: Eukaryota; Viridiplantae; Streptophyta; Magnoliopsida; Malpighiales; Euphorbiaceae. The coding region runs from base 199 to 2955 and encodes 918 amino acids. The record is from RefSeq and is a predicted model, not a curated record. The transcript is spliced from 13 exons.